Messenger RNA from Ficedula albicollis (Collared flycatcher), 1036 nucleotides. It is a transcript of the gene CTXN2, whose product is annotated as cortexin 2. The record is from RefSeq and is a predicted model, not a curated record. The coding region runs from base 659 to 907 and encodes 82 amino acids. The transcript has 4 exons. NCBI's taxonomy places the organism in Eukaryota, Metazoa, Chordata, Aves, Passeriformes, Muscicapidae.
AGCGGCCCCGGCCCGGCCCUUACCGAUGCACCGCACGUAGUGUUUUGCAGGAAGUUUCCACGCUCCUGGGUUUAAUGCGUGCAAAGCGGGGCUGGAGAGGAGCGCAGCUGAAUAGCGAUGGAAAGGGGCGGGCGAGGAGGUGGAGGAGGAGGCGGUAGCAGCAGCGGCCGUGUUUAAUUUUUUAAUUAGGGCGGUUUGAGCAUCUCCCGGCGGAGCCGCAUCACCGGGCGGCGAGGGGAGCCCGGGCGAGCUGCCCCCGCCGCCCGGGACCACCCCGAGCCGUCGGGUCUCCAGGCUGGGCUUUCGACAGCUGGCGAGGCGGGCCGGAGCGCGGAGAGCUGCGCUCCGCCACCAUGGGCAGCGCGGGCGCGGAGAACAAGGGAUGACUCGGAGUAUGGCUCCUCUCAGCCAUGGCUACAGUACAGAGUAGAGAUUCUGGAACUCCUUUUAACCUGGCUUGGCAGUGCAGAGCUCUCCUGGUGGCAGCAGUGGGGUGGAGUUGCUUGAGCAUCCUGCUUCCCUAAGACACACGUCAGGGUCAGUCCCCUGAGCAACGUGAGGAGCACGGGCAGAUCUCCUUUACUGUGCCUCUAAAAAUGGCAGGGCAAAGAAGCCAUAGAGGUGAAAAUCCCACAGAGCCACCAGGAUGUGAUGCCCAAUGAUGAGCAGUAAUUACUGCAGCAACACUUCAGCCAGCAUGAGCGUCAACGAAAUGUCUGCCUUCCCUCUGACUUUAGAACAAAAAACUGGCUUUGCCUUUGUGGGGAUUUUGUGUGUCUUCUUGGGACUUCUAAUUAUCAGAUGCUUCAAAAUCUUGCUAGACCCCUACAGCAGUAUGCCUUCUUCCACGUGGGAAGAUGAAGUUGAGGGGUUGGAUAAAGGGACAUUUGAAUAUGCUCUUGCAUGAAAACUCACAGAAUAUCCUGCCUUAAAUUUGAUGUUGAUUUCAUUCUGGAAACCAACUGUUGUUACAUUUGUUAUACAUACCUGCAUUUUGGAGAUAUGUUGGUGGCAUCCAUUUUGUUAAAUAAAUAUU